AUGAGUAGCACAAGUGGAUUUGGUCACAGCAGCAACUACUCGUUUGACGACUCGGAUCCGUUUGGUUCCACUGGUCCGUUUAAGCACGGAUACGGAAACGGCGAUACGUGGAAGCGGACAUGGGGAAACGAUUGCCUUUCAUUUCUGUCAUCAAAAUCACUGGAAAAUCCCAAGAGAGUUGAUAAAGAUUUGCAUGGUUUCGGGCCUCUGUUCGAUGAAACUCUCGGAAUUUUAGGAACUGAAAGUAUUGCGGCGGAUAGAGAUGCUCCAUGUGGAUUUUCGAUAUCGAAAGAAUCGCAGUUGAAAGGAAAUACGGCAGGUGUGGAAUCAAAACUGCACCAGCUGCAAGGUGUUUGUGAAAAUGCCGAGGAGAAAUCAGACCAAAUAAAUAUUGGGAAUUUAUCGGCUUUAGGAGAUAACGAUAAUGCAAUUUUGGAUGGAAUCGAAUUCACGGAUGUUUAUCCAAUCGUUCGUAAGGUGACUGAGAUUGUUAGGACUGAAAACAGUGUGCCGCCGAUGGAGGAGAGGCUCGAAAAAGCUGAUUUCAACUACAAUGAGGAAGUUGUCGAGAAGGUAUUGAAGAAUUGUUUCAAAUAUCCUCAUUUGGCUUUGAGGUUUUUCAAUUGGGUGAAAUUUAGUAAAGGGUUUCGGCACACGACGAACACUUUUACUAUGAUGAUAAACGUAGCUGGGGAAGCUAAGGAGUUAAGUUUGGUGGAGGAUUUAGCCGAAGAAAUGGUGAGGAGUUCUUGUAAUAUGAAUGUUAAGACGUGGACUAUUCUUCUGUCGCAUUAUGGUAAAUCGAAAUUGAUUAGCAAAUCGUUAUUGGUGUUUGAGAACAUGAGAAAAUCUGGUGUCGAGCCCGAUGCGAUUGCUUACAGAAUAAUGCUCGGUGCUCUCUGUAAUGGUGGAAGAUCCGAUCUUGCAUUGGAGUUCUACAAAGAUAUGGUACAUAAUGAGGUGAAUUUAGAUUUGGGCUUGUGUAAACAAUUACUCAAGUGCUUUGCAUUGUCUGGAGAUGUUACUUCCGUUUAUUUAGUCGGUGAAAACAUGAAAAAAAAUUCCGAGAUUUCCGAACCUCAGAUUUACCAUUUAAUGCUGAAGAGUUUCUGUAUUGCAGGGAGAAUAAGAGAAUCUUUAGAAUUAAUUCGCGACUUGAAGAAUAAAAAUGUUAUUCUCGAUGCUGGAAUAUUUGAAACAUUAGUGAAAGGGCUUUGUAGCAAAGAUAGGAUUACGGAUGCAAUGGAAAUACUUGAAAUAAUGAAGAAAAAGAACGUAUUUGAUGAGAAUAUAUACCGAAUUCUUAUAAGUACGUAUCUGAGAAGAAAUGAAGUCGCUGAAGCACUUAGUCUUUUCGAAGAAGCGAAAAAAUACGGAAAUAUCUCGGUCUCUACUUACACGAAUUUGAUGCAACACCUUUUCUGGAAGAACGAAUUUCAGAAGGGGUUGGAGCUCUACGAUGAGAUGCUCGAAAUGGGAUUGGAAUUAGAUUGUGUGGCUAUAACUGCUGCGGCUGUUGGUUACGUUCGAAAAAAUUGCAUUUCCGAAGCAUGGGAAGAAAUAAUGGCGGAAGAGAACACGGUGCGAACAAUGGUGAAAUUCUUGUCACACGAGCAAUCGGAGGAGAGAGAAGAGGUUGUUUCUUUGUUGUACGAACUUUCUAGAUCGGAGAAGCUAUGUGAGAAGAUUGGUUCACGUGAGAACAACGUAAGACAAAUGGCUGAUUGCGGCAGAUUGCAGCCACUUCUUACGCUAUUACUCGGAGGUAAACUCAUCAACUUUUUGCAAAAUCUUUUUUCAGUAAGCAGAAAUCAGUGA
Messenger RNA from Erythranthe guttata (spotted monkey flower), 1818 nucleotides. Lineage: Eukaryota; Viridiplantae; Streptophyta; Magnoliopsida; Lamiales; Phrymaceae. The record is from RefSeq and is a predicted model, not a curated record.